AUGAGCCAUUCUUCUUUUUAUGAACCACGUUCCAAAGUGACAGUUGUUGGAAGUGGCAAUUGGGGCAGUGUUGCGGCAAAGCUCAUUGCUUCUAACACCGUUAGACUCAGCUCCUUCGAUGAUGAGGUAAGAAUGUGGGUGUUCGAAGAGAAAUUGCCAAGUGGGGAGAAGCUUACGGAUGUAAUCAAUAGAACCAAUGAAAAUGUCAAAUAUCUCCCUGGAAUCAAGCUUGGAAAAAAUGUAGUUGCAGACCCUGACGUUGAAAGUGCAGAAGGCAUUUCCCUUGUGAAAGGAAUGGAGGUGAAGAAGGAAGGGCCAUGCAUGAUCUCCACCCUCAUUUCCAAAACAUUAGGAAUCAAUUGUUCUGUUUUGAUGGGGGCUAACAUAGCAAACGAGAUAGCCUUGGAGAAAUUUAGUGAAGCAACGGUUGGAUACAGCAAAAAUAAAGAAGCUGCUGAGAAAUGGGUUCAGUUGUUUGGAACUCCCUAUUUCAUUGUGUCAGCCGUCCAAGAUGUGGAAGGUGUCGAAAUGUGUGGAACUCUGAAAAAUAUUGUGGCCAUAGCCGCAGGUUUUGUUGAUGGCAUGGAGAUGGGAAACAACACCAAAGCUGCAAUCAUGCGAAUUGGUCUGAAAGAGAUGAUAAAGUUUUCAAAGAUGUUGUUUCCAUCGGUUAAGGAUAGCACAUUUUUUGAAAGUUGUGGUGUAGCUGACCUUAUAACCACAUGCUUGGGUGGAAGAAACAGGAAAGUUGCUGAUGCUUAUGCGAAAAAUCAAGGGAAGCGGUCUUUUGAUCAGCUUGAGGCAGAGUUGCUUAAUGGCCAGAAAUUGCAGGGUGUAUUAACUGCAAAAGAGGUUUAUGAGGUUCUAAGUGAUCGAGGAUGGGUAGAGCAGUUUCCACUCUUCUCAACAGUUCAUGCAAUCAGCAUUGGUCGCCUUCCACCUUCCGCCAUAGUCGAACUUGGCGAUUCCAGGUCGGCAAAUAAACAGGUUGGUAACAGUACUCUUUGAAGGAAAAGAAGGAAAGCCAAACUACUCUUACCUGACGUUAUGACCAUUAGUUAAAUUUUUUGCAGUGCAAGUAAUUAAUGCAAUAGAUUUACAUACAAUAAACAGAUUUAAAAGCCCAUCAAAAUGAUAUUAUCCAAAAUUCAAACUUGGAGUCCACUGAAGAUGAUGAAGCCGAUGAUGUGAUGAAGAUCUCAUCAA
Molecule: messenger RNA, 1206 nt
Organism: Arachis duranensis
Lineage: Eukaryota; Viridiplantae; Streptophyta; Magnoliopsida; Fabales; Fabaceae
Product: glycerol-3-phosphate dehydrogenase [NAD(+)]-like
Exons: 13
Coding region: 1-1008 (335 amino acids)
Biological process (GO): glycerol-3-phosphate catabolic process; carbohydrate metabolic process
Cellular component (GO): glycerol-3-phosphate dehydrogenase (FAD) complex; cytosol
Molecular function (GO): protein homodimerization activity; NAD binding; glycerol-3-phosphate dehydrogenase [NAD(P)+] activity
Source: RefSeq, a predicted model, not a curated record